GGCAUCUGGCGAUCGACCAAUCAUUACACGUUAUGCGCAGCGUCGGGGCAACAUUCAAGUGACGUCCUCGAUGUUUCAACACGGGAAGGUUUAGUUGAGACAUCCAUGGAUAUGGUCACGACGAUCUCUCCGGACGAAAGUUGUCGCGCACAUGUCGUCGAUCCCAGCAAAUGAUCUGAGCAAUCAAGAAGGCGACAAACUACAAAAGACGAGUGUAUCCCUGGAAGUUGGGGACCAAAUACCAAACGUAACAACAACAAACAGCACAUCACUCCCAGGCUUGUCCCAAUUACAGGAAGUCUUCGAACUCGGCACAGGUCUACUUCUACCCUACGCCUUUCAACCCCUGAAAGCUAUCGAAACACAUCUCCCUGGUCUCGCCAGCAUGUGGCCCUUUGACAUCACUUCAUCCUUCAACCCGUCCAAGGACAUUCCCGACCUGUCCGGCAAAGUCAUUCUAGUGACAGGCGGCAACAAUGGUCUCGGCAAAGAAACCAUCCUCCAACUGGCCAAACACAAUCCACACAAGAUCUUCAUGGCCUCACGAACAGAAUCCAAGGCUCGCGACGCCAUCGCCUCCAUCAAAUCGCAGAUCUCGCAGGACGUGGACAUCGAGUACCUCCAACUCGACCUCGCUUCCCUACCGUCAAUCAAGAAGGCGGCCGAUCAAGUCACCACACGCACCGACCGUCUCGAUAUCCUCGUUCUCAAUGCCGGCAUCAUGGCCGUGCCUUCAGCCAAGACCGCCGCCGGACAAGAGAUCCAGCUCGGUACCAACCAUGUCGGCCACUUCCUCUUGACCAAACUCCUGCUCCCCACCCUGGAUCACACGGCAAAGAAGUACAGCCCGGAUGUGCGCAUCAUCUCCCUCUCGUCCGCAGCAUGGCAAAUGGCUCCCAACAUCGAUACCAUCGUUUCCACGGAAAAACUCCUCGCUCAAAAGCCAUGGACAUGUUACGGAGCGUCCAAGGCCGCCAACGUAAUGUUCGCGGCAGAGCUGGCGAGGCGAUACCCGCAAUUCACCAGCGUCUCGCUGCAUCCCGGCAUGAUCAAGACUGACUUGUACACGCCCAACCUCGAGGUGAACCCACUCGUGAGGUACGGAUCGUCGUUGAUGGGCGGGCUGAUUUUCCAGACUAUCGAAGCUGGUGCGUUAAAUCAGCUGUGGUUGGCGGCAGGUGCUAGGAAAGAGGAGAUCAAGAACGGACAAUUCUACACGCCUGUCGGCAAGGUCAACAAUAACAAGUGGGCGACUAAUGCUAAGGACGGAGAGAGGCUGUGGGAAUGGACUGAGCAGGAAUUGAAGAACGCUGGCUACUGAUCGAAAAUACCCUUGUGAUCUUCUUGUCCCUUUUCCUCGACAGCAUGGAGUUGGGAAUUUUUUUUCGAUAUUGUGUCAGAUAGAAAGUAUAUCAUGUCUCCCAUCUA
Molecule: messenger RNA, 1428 nt
Organism: Exophiala viscosa
Lineage: Eukaryota; Fungi; Ascomycota; Eurotiomycetes; Chaetothyriales; Herpotrichiellaceae
Product: short-chain dehydrogenase/reductase
Exons: 1
Coding region: 152-1321 (389 amino acids)
Source: RefSeq, a predicted model, not a curated record